Messenger RNA from Somion occarium, 1339 nucleotides. The record is from the annotation of a GenBank genome assembly. Lineage: Eukaryota; Fungi; Basidiomycota; Agaricomycetes; Polyporales; Cerrenaceae.
ACCGGCUCCAUCUCAUUCCACUUACCCCGUUCAAGGGUUGUUCAUUUUCUACAAUGUGCUAGUCGACUGUCUGGCUGUCCUGCUUCCAUACCCCUGGUUUAAUAGUCUUUCUCUCGUACCGCUUCCUUCAAGCCUUGCCAUGGAGGCUCCACCCGAUGCUCUGGCUUACGAUGGCUCGGCAACUUCGGUGACGAUGCGUGCUGCGAAGGAUAUUGCCUUUGGUAGCAUCGCAGGAAUGAUAUCCAAAGUAUUUGAGCAUCCCUUCGACCUCACCAAAGUGCGUCUACAGUCGCAGGUCCUGGAUGAAACGGCGCGUUUCAGUGGACCAAUUGACUGCUUGAAGCAGACGUUCCAGAAGGAGGGUAUUCGUGGGCUUUAUAGGGGCUUGCCAGCUCCGAUCGUUGGAGCCAUGACAGAGAAUGCUGCCCUGUUUCUCUCGUAUAAUGAACUUCAGAACGGAAUACGGAAACUUAUAGACAAACCUAUCUCGCAAGACCUAACUUUGGGUGAGCUGUCAAUAGCUGCAGCCGGGGCAGGCGCUAUCACGAGUUUCUUCUUGACUCCAAUAGAGCUUGUAAAAUGUAAAAUGCAAGUUCAGAUGCUGAUGUCUCCCGCUGUGACCGUCGAGCCGUCAACAGUAGCAGGCGUAGCAACAGCCUCACAUCAUCCCUCGCCUUCGUUUAGCAAGCUCCCAGGACCCAUCGCAGUCCUUACCUCUGUCGUUCGAGAGACUGGUUUCCGAGGUCUGUGGCUCGGACACACAGGUACCCUCAUUCGAGAGACAGGUGGUGGAGCAGCUUGGUUCGUUUCCAAAGAAGCCGUCGCUCGUUUGCUUCUUUCGCGUCGUCAAAAUACUGAAUUCUCAGGCGAUGCACCACAAAACGAGACAGCCCCAAAGAAAAAACCAGAACUGAGGGGCUGGGAAUCAGCCGUUUCAGGUGCUUGCGCUGGCGUGGCGUACAAUGUCGCGCUCUUCCCUGCUGAUACCGUGAAAAGUGCAAUGCAGACCGAGGCGGAGUUGAGACCUCGUGCAGCAGGACAAGCUGCACCGUCAUUUAUAGCGAUAUUUAGGGCGAUGUACAAGGCGCAGGGACUGAAGGGGUUAUACGCUGGGUGUGGUGUCACUGUUGCCAGAGCAGUACCGAGCAGUGCGCUCAUUUUCUUGAUAUACGACAAGCUCAGUAGUCGCUUCGGCUAGCGUUGAUGAGUAGGAUCCGGGUGGAUAGACAUAUAGAACAUGCUGUAUUAUAACUACAUCUAGAUCAUUUUGCGCCCGUAACCUUCUUAAAAUCAGCCAGUGUCUGGUCUAUCGUCUUGAUAUAUUUGUCCGCAAGUUUCU